Molecule: messenger RNA, 843 nt
Organism: Protobothrops mucrosquamatus (brown spotted pit viper)
Lineage: Eukaryota; Metazoa; Chordata; Lepidosauria; Squamata; Viperidae
Gene: CDC42SE1
Product: CDC42 small effector 1
Exons: 4
Coding region: 321-560 (79 amino acids)
Biological process (GO): regulation of Rho protein signal transduction
Cellular component (GO): plasma membrane
Molecular function (GO): small GTPase binding
Source: RefSeq, a predicted model, not a curated record
CCUCCUCCUUCUACCCGCGGCAGCAGGAGGGCGGAGGAGCCGAGCGGAGCCUCCUUUCCCACGGAGAGAGGACUUUCCAUGUGGGUUUGCUGUGGCGCUCGGAGGAGAAGGGACCGUCCCGGGACCCCCAGCAGGGCAGGUGGUUUCCAAGCAUCGGCGUCCGAAGUUGUUUCCUCGCCAUCUGGAAGUCUCUCCAGGCUCCCAACACCCCCAGGCCGCCACACGGCCGAGUGUGGUCUCUGGCUGGACUAGGGGGUCCUCAUCGCCUGUCCGCAGGUCGUUGGCCCCCACCGGGCAGAAAGCUGGGAGCCACUUUCACCAUGAGUGAUUUUUGGCACAAACUGGGCUGCUGUGUGGUGGAGAAGGCGCAGCCGCAGCAAAGGAAAAGACGGCGGAUUGACCGCAGCAUGAUCGGCGAGCCCAUGAAUUUCAUCCACCUCACGCACAUCGGUUCCGGCGACAUGGUGAACGAGGGCCUCCCCGCCGUGUCAGGAGCCGUCCAGGAAAUGAGAUCCAAAUGUGGGCGAGAAAGACCUUGGAGCAAUUCCCACAUUUUAUAACCUCGCGCAGGGCCUCCCCCCCCUCCGUUUCCGUGUAAGUGUGGAAUGAAUUGCGAAAGCCACGCCGAAACACUCCCCCGUUGGGAACUGCUCAAUGAGGACUAGCCACUUUAUUUGCAACGGUGCCGCAAAAGAUGGUGCCGAGGUUUGCAUCCCCUGAAGAAUUGGGAGUUUUGUUUGUUUUUUAAAUACUGUUAACAUUUUAAUCGGUGUAGUUUUAAUGCGUUAACGGUUUAACUACUUUUACCUGUUUGGUAACUUCUAAGCUGCCAGAAUCACCUUG